This is a messenger RNA of Amphiprion ocellaris (clown anemonefish), 980 nucleotides long. RefSeq names its product chymotrypsin-like protease CTRL-1. The record is from RefSeq and is a predicted model, not a curated record. Bases 107 to 892 code for a protein of 261 amino acids. The transcript is spliced from 7 exons. Gene Ontology annotation, molecular function: serine-type endopeptidase activity. NCBI's taxonomy places the organism in Eukaryota, Metazoa, Chordata, Actinopteri, Pomacentridae. Gene Ontology annotation, biological process: proteolysis.
UCUUUUCCCAGACUGGGGCAGGUGGGGGGUUGUGUGUCUACACUAUAAAAGCCAGUGUCCAGCUCAGCUGAGCCUCAGGGACGUGAAUCUCCACUGAGACACAGCCAUGUUCUUGCUCAUCAGCUGUUUUGCUCUUGUGGCCUCUGCACUGGGGUGUGGAGUGCCUUCCAUCCCGCCUCGAGUGAGCGGAUACAACAAGAUUGUGAAUGGGGAGACUGCUGUGUCUGGGUCCUGGCCCUGGCAGGUUUCACUUCAGGAUGGUAGAGGGUUCCACUUCUGUGGAGGAUCCCUGAUCAACCAGUACUGGGUUGUCACUGCUGCUCACUGCCGUGUGUCUCCAAUGAACCACCGUGUCAUCCUGGGAGAGCACGAUCGCCAGUCCAACAGCGAGCCAAUUCAGGUCAAGAACAUCGCCAGGGCCAUCACUCACCCCUACUACAACACCCAGAACUUUAACAACGACAUCACGCUUCUGAAGCUGAGCUCCCCGGUGCAGAUGAAUUCCCGUGUGUCUCCUGUGUGCUUGGCCUCCUCCAGCACCAGCAUCCCCUCUGGAACCAAAUGCGUCACCACCGGCUGGGGCAGAACCGGACAGACUUCGAGCCCUCGCUACCUCCAGCAGACUGCCCUGCCUCUGCUCAGCCCUGCUCAGUGCAAGCAGUACUGGGGUAAUAACAGAAUCACUGAUGCCAUGAUCUGCGCUGGUGCUUCUGGAGUGUCCUCCUGUCAGGGUGACUCUGGUGGCCCUCUGGUUUGCCAGAGUGGUAGUGUGUGGUCCCUUGUGGGUAUUGUGUCUUGGGGUACCUCUAACUGCAACGUGCGCACCCCUGCCGUGUAUGCACGCGUGUCCUACCUGCGCCAGUGGAUCGACCAGACCGUCGCUUACAACUAAGCCUGCAUUGCACGCUCAUGCACUCACACACGGUGCUGCUGUUUGGUGCAUUUGUGAGAAAUGAAACAAUAAACUCAUAAGACGACCA